Molecule: messenger RNA, 2211 nt
Organism: Aureobasidium vineae
Lineage: Eukaryota; Fungi; Ascomycota; Dothideomycetes; Dothideales; Saccotheciaceae
Source: the annotation of a GenBank genome assembly
AUGUCUCCUUCAGCAACAACAGAACUCGGCCCUGCCAGCGGCCCUGAUGUCCAACUCAAGCCUGAAGAGACCCCCACACACAAGGCUCCUCGCCAACAUGCCUCACACGAAGAGUACCAAUACCUCGAUUUGAUUCGCGACAUUCUAGAAGAGGGAGAGCAUCGUCCAGACAGAACUGGUACCGGCACAUACUCCAUCUUCGCCCCCAACCAACUCCGCUUCAGACUUUCCGACAAAAACACCGGGAAGUUGAUUCUACCUCUUCUCACCACGAAACGCGUCUUCCUCCGCGCCGUCAUCGCCGAACUAUUAUGGUUCGUCGCAGGAAGCACCACCUCAACGCCCCUUACCGAACAAGGCAUCAAGAUCUGGGACGGCAAUGGCUCGCGCGAAUAUCUCGACUCUGUUGGCCUCUCGCAUCGCGAAGUUGGUGACCUUGGCCCUGUCUACGGUUUCCAAUGGCGUCACUUCGGUGCUGAGUACAAAGAUGCAAAGACUGACUACACCGGACAAGGUGUCGAUCAACUGGCAGAGGUUGUGCACAAGUUGAAGAACAAUCCCUACGAUCGCCGCAUCAUCCUCUCGGCCUGGAACCCCGCAGAUCUCAAGAAGAUGGCUCUACCACCCUGCCACAUGUUCGCCCAGUUCUAUGUCUCAUUCCCCAAGGAUGCCCCCACCAAGGCAGAUGGCUCGAAGCAGGGCACUCUACACUCAAUUUUGUACCAGAGAUCUUGCGAUAUGGGUCUAGGUGUUCCAUUCAACAUUGCCAGUUAUGCUCUUCUCACACACAUGCUGGCAAAGGUGUGUGAUUUGAUUCCUGGUACCUUCACACAUACCAUGGGCGAUGCGCACGUCUAUUGCGAUCAUGUUGAUGCUCUCAAACUCCAAAUCGAGCGUGUACCAAAAGACUUCCCCGAAUUGGUCAUCGAGAAGUCCGACGACGACCUUUCGAUUGAUGGUUGGAGAGUCGAGGACUUCAAGGUUCUUGGCUAUGAUCCUCACAAGGGGAUUGCCAUGAAGAUUCGUCGCACGGAUUAUGAAGUGGAUCUGAUACUCCAUGAGAACCCGAACCUUCAUCCCGUCGAUCUAGCACCUUACGUUGCACAGAUAGCAGAAGACAAGUGGGAUCCAAAGACGGAUCAGCUUGGCUAUGAUCAAGAUGCUACCACCAUCGAUCGGUUCAUCCACGAGCAUCAGGACCUUGUGAUUCUCAUUGCAGCUGAGAAUUAUGCGAGAGAACGCAAUGCGGGGAUGAGUCAGAUUAGUGAUAACAGUGCGGCUAAGAACUGCAUCACCGUGGGAGCUUGCGGCUCUACACGUUCGAACGACGGUGACCGCUAUGACCCCAACCCCGAGGAGUCAUCCACUAACAAAGCAGUUUCCAGUGCUGAUACAGCACGAUUCAGUAGCAGGGGACCCACCAAGCCCAGUCGAGAUCCUCAGGGACAGAUUGUCUUCCCUGACCGCAUCAAGCCUGAUGUCGUGGCACCAGGCGUCGCAGUGCUUCCAGCGGCUUCACGAGUGGUAAGUCUAUAUGACAGGGUCAGAGAGAGAGACGGAGUAUCAAGUGACACCGACUGGCUCUUCAUGUCUGGGACAAGUAUGGCAACACCCCUAGUUGCCGGCUGCGUAGCGCUUAUCCGAGAAGCAUUGCAAAAGAACGGAAAUCAACACUCUAGUGCAGCUUUGGUGAAAGCUCUCCUGAUCAACCGGGCUGUAAACUACUCUAGUCUGACUGGUGCCGGAUACGAUCACGAGUCAGGAUUUGGACGUGUCGAUGUCAGCAGUACCAUUGCAAUGAUCUCACGGUCUCCUCUAUCUGGCUUCGUCGAUGGAGGGAACAAGCUGGAAUCUAGCAGUGUGUAUGAUGUUUCAGCAUUGCGCGAAACCCUAACAACGGCAGGAACAUGGGAAAGCCCGGCAAUAACUAUCUUCGAAGGUCGACACAAACUGGUUGCCACACUAGUAUACCCCGACCCACCAGGCGAACGUCUACAAAAUAACGUCAACCUCAUCGUACGAGCAGGAAAUAGUGAGAGACAUGGCAACAUGGGCAGUGAACCUGGAUUCGACCACACCGAUAAUGUUGAAAGAGUUAUUUGGGAAGAUCUGAGCAGCAAGACAGUCACGAUCGUUGCCCAAGUGCAGGCUUUCACAAGGGUAUCCUCUGAGCAAGCCUUUGCUAUUGCUUGGUCUAUUCGAGCCAUGUAG